Opisthorchis viverrini is the source of this 975-nucleotide messenger RNA. RefSeq lists its product as hypothetical. Gene Ontology annotation, molecular function: calmodulin binding. The annotation marks the transcript as partial. The record is from RefSeq and is a predicted model, not a curated record. The transcript has a single exon. NCBI's taxonomy places the organism in Eukaryota, Metazoa, Platyhelminthes, Trematoda, Opisthorchiida, Opisthorchiidae. Gene Ontology annotation, cellular component: acrosomal vesicle.
AUGGCGGACAAAGUGAAAUCGAAGGAAUGUUCAACGGAAGUUACGCUGACCAUUCCUCCUAUCGGUCCAAGGGAAUACAUUCACAACUUGAUCCCACAGAUUAGGCCGGACAUUUUGUCCAGAUACCCGUGUUUGCCGAAAAUUCGUGUUGACAAAAAGAAAUUGGGUGACCCACCGAAAACAUAUCCCAUGAAAACAAUGGGUCCACCAAGUAAAGAUCGACUGUCUCCACUGGUCUAUCCGAAUAAACAUUCAUUUAUGAAGAAACAAAGCAAAAAACCCUACGUGAAAUUAGUGAAUCACACCGUGCAAGAUUGUCUGAGAGCACAGGAAAGACAGAGAGCUGAAGCCGCGCUCAAGUCUGAGUCGGCGGACACAAAAACCACAGAAAAUGCCACGGCUGACAUACCUCAGAAAUGUCUGAAACGUGUACGCAACAAUGUGAAUUGGGUCACACGAAACGCAAUUUCAGCCAUUACCGCUGAACCGGGAUUCAGGUAUCCCAGAGGAAGCCGGAGACAAAUUGUGGACACUCGUAAAGGAGAUAAAUAUCGUCUGAUAUCGGAAAGGACAACCUCCGGGUUAGAACCAAUCUAUGCUUACAGGAAAGGUUUGGGCAAAGUACCAGCUUAUAUCAUCAAACGGAAUAGAAUGAUCAAGGAAACGCAAGAACUAUUGGCCAAGUACAUUAAUGAAAAGGAACUUCAAGCUACAGACUACUUACUGACCGAUAAGCAGAGAGAGGAAUUGCUAACUGGACUCAAAGCAGCAUGGGACCGUUACAAUCGCAAAUAUUUGGGACUCGCGUCGAUCAACGAUACCUUGAAGGGUAAAGCGUACAAGGCCUUUUUGGAGAAACAAUUGGAUUCACUCAAAGAGGAUAUAGAACUGGUAGAGAGUCAUCGAUUUUUAUUUGUUGAAGCUGAGAAAGAUCCUUCUGGUGACGGACGGAAAGUGAUGAACCAUAUUUGCGUA